UUAGAGACUCAGACUUUAGAGACUCAGACUUUAGAGACUCAGACUUUAGAGACUCAGACAGUAACCAGAACAAGACAGACUGAGAAUCACGAUGGACGAGUUCAAAUGGAUUCAAAUGUCUUCAUUUGUUCUCCUGAUGCUUCAGUUUACAGCAGCAGCGACCCGACAGCUUGUCCUCCACUUCACUGUCAGAGAUGGAGAUCAAGUCAGUUUGCCGUGUAAUAAUAUGAUCGACGGUCAGCAGGAAUGUGACAGCACAAUAUGGAUCUUCAGUGGUUUAAGAAACGCAGCAGCAGUAGAGCUGAUUAAACUCGGACAGAUUGCUGAACAGGCCAAAACCAAAUCAGACAGACUGAGUGUCACAAAGAACUGUUCUCUGGUUAUAAAGAAGGUCUCAGCUGAGGAUGCUGGACGUUACACCUGCAGACAGUACAAAUCAGGACAACAACAAGGUCCAGACUCUGAUGUUUAUCUGUCUGUGGUCACCACAGCAGCGACCCGACAGCUUGUCCUCCACUUCACUGUCAGAGAUGGAGAUCAAGUCAGUUUGCCGUGUAAUAAUAUGAUCGACGGUCAGCAGGAAUGUGACAGCACAACAUGGGUGUUCAGUGGUUUAAGACGAGACACAGGAACAGUAGAGCUGGUUAACCUCGGACAGAUUGGUGAACAGACCAGAACCAAAUCAGACAGACUGAGUGUCACAAAGAACUGUUCUCUGGUUAUAAAGAAGGUCUCAGCUGAGGAUGCUGGUCGUUACACCUGCAGACAGUUUGACAAAUCAGGACAUCAACAAGGUCCAGACUCUCAGGUUGAUCUGUCUGUGGUCACCACAGCAGCGACCCGACAGCUUGUCCUCCACUUCACUGUCAGAGAUGGAGAUCAAGUCAGUUUGCCGUGUAAUAAUAUGAUCGACGGUCAGCAGGAAUGUGACAGCACAACAUGGCUCUUCAAUGCUUUAAGACGAGACACAGCAGCAGUAGAGCUGAUUAAACUUGGACAGAUUGGUGAACAGACCAAAACCAAUUCAGACAGACUGAGUGUCACAAAGAACUGUUCUCUGGUUAUAAAGAAGGUCUCAGCUGAGGAUGCUGGUCGUUACACCUGCAGACAGUACAAAUCAGGACAACAACAAGGUCCAGACUCUCAGGUUCAUCUGUCUGUGGUCACCAUGACUGAACGUGAGGACGCUGAUGAGGUGACAUUAAGCUGCUCUGUGUGGACAUAUGGACCAUGUGGACACACAGUGAAGUGGCUGUUUAAUAGAAUUGAUGUGGAUAAAGAAAACCACCAAGUGAAGACAUCACAGUCUUCCUGCUCUGCCUCUCUGACGGGUCUGAGUUCACAUUUCAUUUAUGAGUCGAGGUUUGACUUGUUGAAGUGUGAAGUGACUGAUGGGGACAAAGUUCAGUUUCUCUUCAGUCCUCGGCCCUCAGGUGAGAAACCAGGUGAGGACACAACAACAACAACAACAACGACAGCAACAACAACCAAUGAUAUUACACCAGCACCGGGGCCACUAAACAUCGCUCGUACAGAUCGUUCUGUUCUGGACUACAUGAUGUUGGUUCUGCGUGUGGCUGAACUCCUCCUCAUUACUCUGAUUGCUGUUCUUCUCAUCAGAGCUGCAGGGAAGCAGAGACCACCUGAUGACAACACUGUUUUACACUGAAGAAAACAAGAUGCGGUCAAGCAAACUUUUAUCUUAACGAACAAACUUCACACGUUCAACUUCCUCUUCUUCUUCUUCUGAGGCUAUGAAACACUUCAUCAUCACAAAUGCUCUGUGGGACUGGACGAAGUGUGAAGUUGAGGUUCAGCUUGAACUUUGUUAAAGUUAGACCUAAAACAGACUGAAAGUCACAAUGAGGAAGUGACAUCACGCUGACCACAGGAAGUAGCUGCAGCAUCUGUCCGCACUGCAUUUCGUUCAUACUGUGGCUAAGGCUGUGUUGCCAGACUGAGCGAGAUUCUGCGAGUUUGGAGUCACGUCGUUUCCUUUCAAGUUGUUGCGUGUUUUGCUUUAACAUGUGAACCUUAUUAUUAUUCCACAGCGCAAAUCUCUUUUGCUUUAUGUGUCGAAAUGAUACCAUCUGAUUGCUUACUUUGAGAAAUCUGUUUUUAUUACAGAAAAGAGGCCAAAGUCCUGAAAUGUUGAAUCCAGCCUCAAUACAUAGAACUGUAUAAAAACAGUCUGAAAAUCAGCCAUUUCAAAAAACAUUUAAUCAGGAACAAUCUGAUCACUAACAAGAGAACAAAAUUCCAAAUCUGAGCAGCACCAGCAUUUGGUACAUUUGGUACAUGACAUACAGACACGUUUCAGUCUGUAGUCAUCAGAAAUCCUGAGCGAU
Scatophagus argus is the source of this 2348-nucleotide messenger RNA. RefSeq lists its product as uncharacterized. Gene Ontology annotation, biological process: T cell activation; interleukin-15-mediated signaling pathway; positive regulation of ERK1 and ERK2 cascade. Gene Ontology annotation, cellular component: membrane raft; external side of plasma membrane. NCBI's taxonomy places the organism in Eukaryota, Metazoa, Chordata, Actinopteri, Scatophagidae. The record is from RefSeq and is a predicted model, not a curated record. The transcript is spliced from 9 exons. Gene Ontology annotation, molecular function: protein tyrosine kinase binding; MHC class II protein binding. Bases 92 to 1669 code for a protein of 525 amino acids.